Molecule: messenger RNA, 795 nt
Organism: Trichoderma reesei QM6a
Lineage: Eukaryota; Fungi; Ascomycota; Sordariomycetes; Hypocreales; Hypocreaceae
Exons: 3
Coding region: 1-795 (264 amino acids)
Source: RefSeq, a predicted model, not a curated record
AUGGCGGACAACAAUGACGGCUGGAUCCAGGUGAAGCAUGGCAAGUGGGCCAACCGUGUUCGAUCCGCCAACGGCGAGGCGGCUAAUGACCCUGGUGCCAACAAACCCCUGGCUGUCGACCCAGAUGUCGUUGCCGAGCUCCAGAAGGAGUUCCAGGCGAUCCAGGCCGACCUUGAGGCCUAUUUCCCCGAGGCCGAGCUGCGUAAGAUCUUUGCGGACCAUAUCCUCAUUUUCCCCAACUAUGUCCAGGACCCGGUUUCCAAGAUUGUCUGCUUCGGCAUUGGCUGCUUCGACCACCCUGAGGGCAACUGGCAGGCCAAGCGAACUUCCUACUGCCAGCUGGCGGCCCUGCUUGUGAUUGCGGAUGAAGUUUCGGAGAGCUUGGGCAGAGAGCCGUUCAAAAUCAUGUUCCAGGAGCCCGCCUUCAACGUCAACGAUGUCGCCUUCAUCGAGUCUCUUGGCCACACCGUGGUGGAGUCUCCCGAGGGCCUCGAGCACAUCGAGCCCGACACGCUCUUCUACGGCCCUCACCUGUACUACGAUCUGUACGCCGAGGCCCUCAAGGGCGAGCUGCCGUCCAUUUACGUGGGCUCGAGCGCUGACGCCUGGGACUUGAAUUUCUUGCCUAAAAGUACCCAUCUCCUGCCAGAUGAGUUUCCAACCAUGGUUGCCCCCCUGAAGAAGAUCUUUGAGGAGUACAAGCAAUUCAAGUUCCCCGAGGUCGAGGGCGGCGUCGCCUUCCAUGGAACCUACAUUUGUCUCCGUCCACCUCUGGCUCAUCAGCGGGCUGUCUAG